Molecule: messenger RNA, 2150 nt
Organism: Sinocyclocheilus anshuiensis
Lineage: Eukaryota; Metazoa; Chordata; Actinopteri; Cypriniformes; Cyprinidae
Product: PR domain zinc finger protein 5-like
Exons: 18
Coding region: 119-2032 (637 amino acids)
Biological process (GO): regulation of transcription by RNA polymerase II
Cellular component (GO): nucleus
Molecular function (GO): DNA-binding transcription factor activity, RNA polymerase II-specific; transcription cis-regulatory region binding; protein binding
Source: RefSeq, a predicted model, not a curated record
GCAGACUGGACUGAGAUUUACAAACACAGCGAGCAGAGAAAAUCAAAGCAGCUCCUAACCUGUGUUUCCGAGCGCGUUUCGUCUGUUUUGUUUUGAAGAAAGGCGUUUUUCUGAGGUAAUGAGGAUGUUGGGCAUGUAUGUGCCGGACAGAUUCGUGCUGAAGUCCUCCAAAGUUCAGGACGGGAUGGGGCUGUACACUGCCAGAGCAGUCAAAAAGGGUGAGAAGUUUGGUCCGUUCGCAGGUGAAAAGCGGAUGCUGAGUGACUUGGAUGAAAGCAUGGAUCCACGACUGAUGUGGGAGGUUCGAGGGAAUAAAGGGGACGUGCUUUAUAUCCUGGACGCUAGUAACCCUCGCCAUGCUAACUGGCUUCGCUUCAUUCAUCAGGCCCCUUCACAGGAGCAGAAGAACCUGGCCACCAUUCAGGAUGGAGAGAAUAUCUUCUAUCUGGCUGUUGAUGACAUCGAGACAGAUACAGAGCUUCUGAUUGGCUACCUGGACAGCGAUAUGGAGGAGGAAGAGGAGGACCUUGAGGAAGAUCAGGACAUCAAAGAUGAAGAUGGGAACAGUACAGAGAGCAAACACCUCAGUGCAGAAACAGAGCUGGUGAUUAAGAAGGAAGAUUACCUGUGUCUGCUGUGUGAGAGCAGCUUCCCCAGUGAAGAAGUGUUAGUUGAACAUCUUCAGAGCCUUCAUCAGAGAGGAAGUGCAGAGGACAAAGAGUUCAAAUGUCGCACCUGCGGAAAAGAGUUUCCUGUCAAACAGGCCCUGCAGCGCCAUGUUCUUCUCUGUACAGAGAGCUCCGCUUCAUCAGGAGACCCUUCAAAAGCCCAUCAGUGUGUCCUGUGUCACAGCACCUUCUGUUCAGAGUCCAGUUUUGAGCAACACAAAGAGGUGUGUAAAGGAGACGGUCGGUUCAUCUGUAAGUUUGAGAGCUGUGGGAAAAGAUUCAGGAGUAAAGACGCCCUGAAGAAACACAAAGGCAACGUCCACAUAGGGAGUGCUCGCAGGAAGUUGGUAUGCUCCUACCUGUUUGUUUGCAAUAAAAAGUGCUCAUCCUCACUCAACCUGCAGGAGCACCGCAAGGUUCAUGAGAUAUUUGACUGUACUGACUGUGAUAAGAAGUUCAUCUCCACGAAUCAGUUGAAGCGACACAUGAUCACACACUCUGAAAAGCGUCCGUACACCUGUGACAUCUGCAGCCGAAGUUUCAAGCGUCUGGAUCAGGCCACGGCUCACAAGAUCAUCCACAGUGAGGAUAAACCCUACAAGUGUAAGCUGUGCUGGAAGGAGUUCGUCCACCGCAAUGUCUACAAGAACCACAAAAAGACUCAUUCAGAGGAAAGGCCUUUCCAGUGUGAGGAGUGUAAGGCCCUCUUCCGCACCCCGUUCUCCUUACAGCGCCACCUCCUCAUUCAUACCAGUGAGAGAACGUUUAAGUGUGACCAGUGUGACGCCACCUUCAAGCGCAAGGACACACUCAACGUGCACAUCCAGGUCGUACACGAUGGCCACAAGAAGUACAAGUGUGACCUGUGUGAGAAGGCCUUCGUCACGCCAUCUGUGCUCAAGAGCCACAAGAAGACCCAUACAGGAGAGAAGGAGAAGAUCUGUCCAUACUGCGGCCAGAAGUUUGCCAGUAAUGGCACAUUGAGAGUGCACAUCCGCAGCCACACGGGUGAGCGGCCGUAUCAGUGCCCAUACUGUGACAAGGCCUUCAGCAAGAACGACGGCCUUAAAAUGCACAUACGCACACACACUCGGGAAAAGCCGUAUAAAUGCAGCGAGUGCAACAAGGCCUUCAGUCAGAAGCGUGGCCUGGAUGAACACAUGCGCACACACACCGGAGAGAAGCCCUUCCAGUGCGACGUGUGUGACCUGUCCUUUAGUUUGAAGAAGAUGUUGAUCAGACACAAGCUGACCCAUAAUCCCAACAGACCCAUGGCUGAAUGCUCCCUGUGCCACAAGAAGUUCACCCGCAACGACUACCUCAAAGUCCACAUGGAGAACGUCCACGGAGAGACAGAGGGAUAGACAGUCAUACACAGACAUAUUCAUAUCCACACAAGCCAUAUAUAAAGAAUGCAUAAAUACACAAGAGUAGAAACAAGCAUUGAUGUACUUUAAGUGGCCACACUUAAAGGUGGGGUAA